Molecule: messenger RNA, 2538 nt
Organism: Cydia amplana
Lineage: Eukaryota; Metazoa; Arthropoda; Insecta; Lepidoptera; Tortricidae
Exons: 10
Coding region: 85-2538 (817 amino acids)
Source: RefSeq, a predicted model, not a curated record
CAUGUUGCGUCAAAAUUGCACUUAAAUAUAAGUAAACGGCUGCGAGCAUGUUGGGUCGCGCCUGCCGCUCGCGCCAGUAACAAAAUGUGUUGCGCGAGCCGCACCAAGCUCUCUAUAGCCACAUUCACGUGUAGUAGUUGGAUCAUGGAGGAAGAAUGCUUGGGUGAAUUGAUUUGCGUCGUAAACAAGACAGAUUGCGAGAAAAGCAUCGCGACGACGGAUGCGGACUCUCAAGAAUGUACGGAGGGAUCCUCGGACAAAGAGUCGCUGUCGUCGGAUAAGCAGUCGCGGCGCACAUACGUGCUAGCGGCCGACAGCGGGAGUGACCCAGCAGCCUCACCCUCCCCUUCUCCCUCACCCACCCGCGCCCGUCCCGCCCUCCGCUACGAUGCCAUCUGUCUCAAGAGCACGUCCAACGUUAGCCAGAACCAGAAAUUCACCAUUGACGCCGCGGAGCCCAUUCAAGAGGAAGGAUUCGCAGACGCGAGCGACGAGCUGUCCGAGUGCCAAGCCGUCGACGAAAACCCGGACACCGCGCAACUACUUAUAGAAUACUCAUUGCACGCCCAGGAGACCUGUACCCAGACCAGCAAAACCAUACUCGAACUAGCUCAGACAAAUUACGUAAAAAUAUAUACAGACAGUAAUGCCAUUGAAACACAAACCUCCCGCGUAUCCAUUGUCGAAAACAAAACUAUAGAAUACAGGAUAGAAGUAACGGGGUCGCAGACACGAUUCACGAGAAAUGAAGUUCCCUCGAGAGUGAGCGGCCGCGCCGGCGUCCGGCAACCGCUCGCCGGCGUCCAGCACUACCCGCUCGCCGGCCCAGGCCCCUCGCGAAGCGGCUCCGACGAUUCCGGCACACUGAGGAUAAUCGACGACGAAUCAGAAACUAAGUCUACAGAGGAAAUUGAACAAUCCGACCUUAGUGACAAUAAUACUUCUAAAUACGAUACGGACUUCACCGAUUCACUCGAAGACAACCGCACUCGGCACGAUGACAACAGCGACGGGAGCGUCCCGAAAUCCGUGGAUCGAGACGUCGAGGAGCUGUACACAAAUCUAGAGAAAAGUUUCGAUUUGCGUUCGUUUGACAGACCUCAGUUUGAUACUCCUCGGUACGGCGCUCUGUCCACUUUGUCCGAAGAAACGAUGAAGGAGAGCUCGGUGUCACGGCGAAACAGUACAAGAACGCAACCGAAAGAAAGCCGAUACAGAAAUAGUGUCACAACGUCUGAGCCGAGGACGAUCCAGCCGUCCGCAGAGGGUGAGAGUAAAGAGCAAUGGAGACUGCCUCCCAUCGGCCGGUGUGAGCGCGGCGGCAGCCCGCGGCGGCGCCCCUACAGCCCCGGCGCCCGAGCGCCGUCCGCGCGCGCCUCGCGCGACCACGCUCGCGCCGACGCCGCCAGUGACCUGGCAGCUGGGGAACACGCCAAUGUUGUUACCAGGAUUGGUAAGAAUAGUCCCGCCGACCCGCACCGCUUACCGUCGCUCGUGGAGCCCGCGCCGGCGCCGGCCAGCCGCGGGGACGGCGCGCCCGCCCCCCGCUACCCGCGCGCCGGCUCGCCCGACACCAUCAGCAUCGGCGGCAAAAUCCAGCAACUCAAGAUGCCACCAGCUCACAAAAAGCGCCUGCUCCACCAGUUCUCGGGCACCUCGAGCCCGUAUAGCCGCAGCUCGUCGCCGGGCAGCGCUCACUCGCGCUGGGGCGGCGCGGGCGCAGACGUGGCGGCGCGCGGCUGCGACGCGCUGUGUGCCGACGUCAUCGCGCGCCUGCGGCAAGCCUGCAGCACUUGCGCGCGGAUGACAUUCGAGCAACACGUGAGCCGGUACGAGAGCAGCGACAGCUGCGGCGCGAAGUGGGCGGCGGCGGUGGAGGUGAUGGAGGACAUCCCGCGGCUGUUCCGCGGUUUCUGGCCCGCCGUGCCCGAGCACCGCCUCGCCGACCUACUGCGACUGGUGACGGCACAAGUGGAGUCUCCGCGAACGCGCGUGGCGCGCACCGCGUGCGCCGCGCUGGCCGCGCUGCUCAGCCACACCGGCUACACCAAGAGGCCGGACUUCGACGAAGCGUUGGCGGCGCUGCUGGGCAAGACGGGCAGCAUGGCGUCGGCGCUACGCCGCGCCGCCAACCUCGCGCUCGACCAGAUAGUCGCCGCCGCCGCCACCGCGCCUGCACUCACCUCGCUCUGCCUCUACGGUGCCAAUCACAAGAGCGGGCUGGUGCGGUGCGCGGCGGCGCGGCUGCUGGUGGUGGCGGCGGCGCUGGCGGCGGGCGGGCGCGGCCUGCUGCGCGCGCGGCCGCGCUCCGCCGCCGACGCGCGCCGCCUGGUGCUGCGCUCGCUGGCCGCGCUGCUGGACGACCGCAGCCAGGACACCAGAAAGUACGCGGAGCGUCUGUACGCGCUGCUGCGGCCGCUGCCGGGCUUCGAGGCGUUCUUCCUGGCGGACGUGGAGGCGCGCGCCGCCUGCCGUCUCAUGAAGAAGCUGGACCCGCCGCUGGCCGCCGCCGCCGCCGCCGCCGCGCCGCGCCGGUGA